GCAGAAUCAAAACAGAGUCAAUCUGACAGCUCGGCAAAAGUCCUACAGAAUGCAAUGGGAAACGUUUCAGACAAUGUUAGAUAUAAAUGCUACUAUUUAACUAAAUUGUUUAGAUAUUGGAGCGACUGUCGAGGAAAGAUAAUUAGAAUAAAAGGUACUUUUGGGUAGUUUUUAUCUGUGUAGCUAGCCUGUUAGCUCUCUAUGGGCUGAACAUGACCAUAUAUAGACCGGCCACAGGGCUGAGAUGUAAACACUGACAAGCAGGAACAGAACACACAGCCUGGAGGACAGAGACACAGACACACAGCCAUGUCAUCCGAGCAGAUUGUUGCCAUAGUCAUGGAGGACAGAAUCUACCAGGUGAGCAAGAAGAAGCUGAUAGAGAAGAGUGACUACUUCAAGGCUCUGUACAGCUCUGGGAUGAGGGAGUCCACAGAGGACUCUGUGCAGCUGAAGGGGCUCAGCGUGCCUGGUCUGGAGCUGGUCUUGGAGUUCAUCAACACCUCCAAGGUCCAGGUUGUCAACGAGACCCUGGAGGACCUGAUCGAGACCGCCUCCUUCCUCCAGGUCACCUCCAUCCUCAAGCUCCUCACCUCUGAGAUCCGGCAGGACAACUGCGUGGAGCUGUUCAGCCUGUCUGAGGUCUACGGGACUCAUGAGCUUCGCAACGCCUGUCUCAAGUACAUGAGCUGCUACUACCACCCCAUGCUGAGGCGGCAGGAGUUCAGCAGCCUCCCCUCGGCGGUCAGAGAGCAGGUCAGGGAGAUGAGGAUGAAGGGCACCGCCACCCUGGUGGCCAUCGGAGACUUCACCUGUCUCUCCCUGGAGAUGCCGGAUCAGGAUGAGCCCUGGUCCAUGCUGAGGUAUGGAGAGGUGGAGCAGCGUUGGAAACCGCUGGCAAACAACCUGCCUCCAGAUAUGAUCAACGUCAGAGGAUAUGGAUCGGCGGUCCUCGAUAACUACCUGUUCAUAGUCGGGGGCUACAGGAUGACCAGCCAGGAGAUCUCUGCCGUCCACUGCUACAACCCCUGCAGGAACGAGUGGAACCAGGUGGCUCCGCUCAACCAGAAGAGGUCCAACUUCAAGCUUCUGGCCGUGCAGGGGAAGAUGUACGCCGUAGGAGGCCAGAGUCUGGGCACGGUGGAGUGUUACAGCCCAGAACAGGACUGGUGGACCUGCGUGUCCUCCAUGCCCGACCCACUGGCUGAGUUCUCUGCCUGCGAAUGCCAGGGGAUGAUCUACGUCAUGGGUGGAUACACUGCAAGAGACAGGAACACAAGUGUCCUCUGUUACUGCCCCACCUCUGACACUUGGACGGUGUUUCGCACCUGUUCGGCGCACAUCCGCAAGCAGCAGAUGCUCUCCGUGGAGGACACCAUCUACCUGGUGGGCGGCUACACCCACGAGCUGGAGUUCUGCCAGCGGCGGCGGCGCCCCAGCCAGACGGAGGACGUGCUGACGGUGCAGUCCUACAACGUCUCCACGGGCGAGUGGGUCCAGCUGAAGGAGAACACGUCCAAGUCGGGCCUGAACCUGACGUGCACGCUGCACAACGACGGCAUCUACAUCAUGAGCCGGGACGUCAGCCUGCCCACCAGCCUGGAGCACCGCGUCUUUCUCAAGUACAACAUCUUCUCCGACGCCUGGGAGGCCUUCAGGCGCUUCCCGGCUCUGGGUCAGAACAUGCUGCUCUGUUCGCUUUACCUCCCCAGCGUGCUGUGAGUGAGAGUGCUGAUGGGAAAGACUCAAAACUGGUGGAGCCCGUGCGGCAUUACUGCAGGCCAGUGUGUGGCUCGCUUGUUCUCACACACACAAUGGGGCUCUGUGGCAUUAGUGGGAACAGUGGGAUCAGAGCCCGGUUGCCAGGUGGAACGCCCUGUGACCUUUGUGCCUCGACAGAAAAAAGAGAAACGCACUACAUUGUACAUACUGCUGUCGAUGCAAAUACAAAAGCUACAAUGACAAGUAUGAAAAGUGAUGAGGCGCCACGGCCCAUAGGUCAACAGCAUCAUAACAGCUAGCCCUCGUUACAGUUUGUGCCUCUCAUGUGUGAACAUUAAAGUCACAGUGGAAUAUAAUUUACUUUCUGAGAUAUAAAUACCUGGAAAGUUUGAAAAAAACCCUCCUAAACAAUACAUACUACUGCUCCGAAGGCAUUGCCAGGAUUCUCAAAGACUCACUCAACCAUCUGAUUCAGAUUCAACUUCUGCACAAUAAAAACAAUGUUUUUUAGUUGGAAAACAAGUUUAAAAUAUUUUUAAUUGUGCAGCAGAUUCAUUUUUUUUCAUCCAGAUGGUUAGAAGAGUUUUUUUUACGAUAAUGGGAAAAUCUUCAAACCAUCAGUGUUAUUUAAUAAACCUUUUUAUUAUUAUUUAUGUAACGGAUGGUUUCCACUGUCGGAUCUAAUGCCAAUGGCACACAAACAAAGCGGGGCUACAUAACAGCAUGCUUUUAAAUCUAUGGGUCACAAUAUUCCCAAUGUUUACACUCCAAAUAUGGCAUUGCCGUAUAUAUUUAUCCACAAUUCACUACAAACCUUAAAAUAUCUCGGAAAACAAAACACAUUUCCUGUCUAUAUGAACUGAACACUGCAGAUAAUCAUGAAAAGUGGCUUUGGUUUUACACUGCCAGUUUUAUGGAAUAUAAGAGAUUCCUGGAGAGUUGUAGUUUUUGAUGAGAAGUGGCUCAGAGGGAGCUUAACGUGUUGUGUGUUCACUUUGCAAAGUCUUAUUUUUCCACAGAUACACUCAGCUAAGCUUAAAGCGCCAUUCCAUGGAAUGAACAAUGCACAUGUGCCUUCUGCAACCUCAGUUAAUGGGGGAAAAAAAGCACAACAUGCAAGACUUUGUUACAUUGCCAGCAACUGACCAAAACUGCUGUGUUUGAUUUAUUUUGUUUUCAUGAAGGUACAUUUCAGUUCAUUGAUUAAAUAUUGUGGCAGAGCAGACAGACAAUGAGCCUCAAAGCAAAAUGUAUUUCUGAAACCCUGAAGUUUCAUUAAAUGCAGCACUUUCAACGUUUGAUUCAGUGGAUUUCUUAUUCUCUCUGCAUUACUUAUUUGUUUGACAGUUUAGGAAUUUAGGUCAUGAUAAUAAAGAAGUUGUUCAGGGUUCUGUUUUGCGGUUGUCUUGUUAAUAAUGUGUCAUUUCUGCUUUUUCGUUUUGUUUUGUCUCCAACACUUUAUUAUUUUCAUCCAAAAUGUCCAAAUAAGCUUUGAGAACAGGCUGAUCACAACACAUAUCAUCUGUCAUGUGACAUCUUAAGGUUACGUCAAGAGCAAAGAAAGAGUGUUUGAGUGAACUGACCUUAUAAAUUAUUACAAGAGAGUUCAAAAGUCUGUGAAUAUUUAGAAGCAAUGAUGA
Anoplopoma fimbria (sablefish) is the source of this 3362-nucleotide messenger RNA. It is a transcript of the gene klhl42, whose product is annotated as kelch-like family, member 42. Lineage: Eukaryota; Metazoa; Chordata; Actinopteri; Perciformes; Anoplopomatidae. The transcript has 3 exons. Gene Ontology annotation, molecular function: protein binding. The record is from RefSeq and is a predicted model, not a curated record. The coding region runs from base 310 to 1722 and encodes 470 amino acids.